GAAUGAGUUCAGGGGAGCGCGGAGAGUGGCGUGUGGGGAGAAGCAGGGUCCGCUCUGGCAGGGGGGAACCGUUUCCGAGAUUUAAAUGGACCGGAACGACUGUGAUUUACAGAUUUAGUCACCAAAGUGGAUCAUCAAUUGCAGGGCAUUCGUAAUUGGACUUAAAUGUGCUGUUCACCUUUAAAUUAAAGGGGAACUCCACACAAACAUAACUUAAACUUUUUGAAAAGCUUGAAGGCACAACCACACUUGCUCAAUUGUGACGUCAGAGGGUGCUUCAGGGAUGAAGACAAGUGACCAAGAGGGGAUCUCAGAGGGCUCAGCGCUGAUAUGUACAGAGCGAUAUGGAUCAAACCGCACCCAGAGGUACCUGGAGGGAACUGACGGCAGCCUUGUGUGUGAGAGGCACCCUACUGAGCAUGGCUACCGCUCACUGAGAGACUUCUUUGUGUCCCUGCUUCUCCCCCAUGGGUAUCCAGACAGUGUCAGUAAGGAUUAUCUGGCGUAUCAGCUGUGGGACACCAUACAGGCAUUUUCCAGCAGUGUAACAGGUUCAUUGGCCACUCAAUCCCUUCUGCGGGGAUCAGGCGUUGGCGACAGCACUGCCACGGUAGCAGCCGCAACAAUCACAUGGAUCCUUAAAGAUGGUACAGGAAUGGUCGGAAGGAUUCUCUUUGCCUGGAUGAAAGGGAGCCGACUUGACUGUGACGCUAAAAGAUGGAGGCUUUUUGCUGAUCUUCUGAAUGACAUUGCUAUUUUCAUGGAGAUCAUGGCGCCGGUGUUCCCAUCAUUUUUUAUACUGACUGUGUGCGCAGCAGGUGUUUGCAAGUGCAUUGUGGGAGUGGCAGGAGGUGCCACACGAGCUGCUAUUACUGUCCACCAGGCCAAGCGGGACAAUAUGGCCGAUGUUUGUGCCAAAGAUGGAAGCCAGGAGACGCUGGUUAAUCUCGCUGGUCUGCUCGUCAGCCUCUUUCUUGUCCCACUGGUAUCGGACAGUAUGAUGACAACCUAUUUACUCUUCUUCCUCCUCACCUCCCUUCACCUCUAUGCGAAUUACCGAGCUGUCCGAUCUGUCAUUAUGGAAACGCUUAACCAGUCACGGCUCAGCAUUGUGUUGCACCAUUAUCUGAAGGAGGGGAAGAUACUCGAUCCAGAGGCAGCAAAUCUCCAGGAACCACUGUUACCGGGUCUGGGUUCACAGGUGUCAGUAAGUCUCGGCGCCCCCCUGAACUGCCUGGUGUCCAGUGUGUCGGAGCUUGAUCAGUUAAAGAAAGAUAACCGUUCCCUAUACCUCCUGGGCUGGAGAAAGGAUACAGGUGGUGUGGCUGUGGUGUUACAUGAGGAGGCUUCCAGUGUGGAUAUGAUCAGAGCUUGUGUCCAGUCGGAGUUGCUUUCCAGGAAAACCAACAGCUCAGAUCAGCACAAAUCUGGCGGUUUUUCCAUGCUGAGGGGACAGGACUCUCAUCAUUGCACAGACUCCGUUGCCUUGGAACAGACUCAUAACCAGAUCAACAGAAUGUUCCCUACAUUUCUGCAAGGUCUGACCGCAUCAGGAUGGGUGACCAAUCGCAAUCUAUUGGACUCGGAUGACUGGAGAGCAAACUGGGAUUUGAAAAAGCGGCAAUGAGCGAUAGUGAUGCCACAAUGAAAUGAUAUGUUGGAGAGACAGCAAAUUCUUUGUGUUAAAAAUUGACCUAAUGAAUAAUCCAGGAGAAGAGGAAUAGACUGCUGAGAAAUUAGUUAUUCUGUUGGUUAAGACUGGGCCUACUACAGCCAAUCACAGAGCCUUACAUCUAGGUCUCACUGUCAUUAUUGAAUUAUGAAAGUACUAAAUGUAAUUGGUGUCAUAUAGACUAUUGGUGCAACUAAAGGACUGAUGGUCAUUGCCUUGGGCUGGGGCCCUCCAGCCGAUCCUCUGGUAUUGUGGCAGGCCAGUCCAACCACGGAGCCAAUCAGUGUGUAAUAGAGAGGCUCAAACUAUUGCUGAGAAGAAAGCGAAAGGCCCCUUAGUGAGGUGCUCAGUAAUACAUUAUAACAUUCCUAUAUACACCCAAAGUCAUGACAAUUAGGGCCCCACCCAGUAACCCUUGUUACAGCCAGACAUUCUCCUUCAUGUACAACCCCCACUACUAUUGGUUAUACAUGCUCCAUUUUGUUUUUAGCGGUGUGUAUGUUGGGACUGUCCCAGGCCAUUGGGGGUAUUGUAGUAGGUGAAAGCUAGCAACCUAGGAGUGUCCCAUACAGGGACUUAUUUUGUAUAUAGGCACGGAAGGGCUCAUUAUAUAUAAAUAUAUAUUGAAUAAAGUAGUCCCUAUUGUAAAAUAUAAGGAUAUUAUAAGUUACCGAGGAGUUUCAUGACCUUAUAAAAACACGAGGCCGAAGGCAUGAAAUGCU
Molecule: messenger RNA, 2394 nt
Organism: Xenopus laevis (African clawed frog)
Lineage: Eukaryota; Metazoa; Chordata; Amphibia; Anura; Pipidae
Gene: rusf1.S
Product: RUS family member 1 S homeolog
Exons: 15
Coding region: 284-1627 (447 amino acids)
Source: RefSeq, a predicted model, not a curated record